This is a messenger RNA of Pristis pectinata (smalltooth sawfish), 2522 nucleotides long. RefSeq lists its product as uncharacterized. The transcript is spliced from 11 exons. The record is from RefSeq and is a predicted model, not a curated record. Lineage: Eukaryota; Metazoa; Chordata; Chondrichthyes; Rhinopristiformes; Pristidae. Bases 93 to 1268 code for a protein of 391 amino acids.
GCCCACACAAAAUUGGUAACAACUGUGUGAUUGCACUGCCCAGGAAUUGCACCCACAUUAAAAUCAGCAGACCCAAAGCUCACAUCAUUACCAUGGAGGCUAAGCUGCCAAAGGCAAAAUCGCAGGCACAUGUCCCAGUCUGUGACACAGGAACUGUCAUAUUGGUUGAAUCAUCAUCUCUCAAUCAAAUUACGGAGGAUUCUGCAAGCGCGGUCUCUGCAGAUCAGGCCAAAAAAUCAAAAAACAACACCAUACAAUCACUUACAGCCCCUGGAGCUUGUAAACUCCAGCUACCACAGGCAGAGAGCAGCUGGCAGAGGGAGGGGAAAAUUGCUCUGGGAAAUAAUUUUUCAUCAAUAUGGGAUAAUUUCGGAAAAUGUACACAAUUCAAGCGAGCGCUGCCCAGACUAAUCUCUCUGAAUCGCUGUCUGUCCAUUAUUGAACAUCUUACAGCUAACCUUCUAUGGAAAGAUGAAACCAAAUUGAUCGGUGAACCAGCUCUUUCUAUUCAGGAUACUCUCAGUGCUCUCUUCAGUGAAUACUAUAUUAUGAAAAACAUCAGCAACUUGGCACUGUUUGAUUUUCUGGCUGCUGCAGAGAAAUAUGCAUCAACGAACAGGCUGAUCGCUGUAUUUGGCCACGUUUUGUGUGGGAAGUUAGAUGCUGUGGUGUUACGUUACAUUGUUUUGAUGGCCGAGCUGGUGAACUGUGUCUCCUGGCAGCUUGCUAUAGAUUUCCAGAUGUUUCUCUCUGUUGUUUACUCUCUACAGGAGGAUGAAGUGGAGACCAUGAUGAUGGGGUAUCUGGGCUUCAAUGAGAGACACAUUUCAAAAACACUGGUGAUGGAAUAUAUUCUGAAUCUUAUCUUAACAGAUUCUGAGCCAUUGUUUAACAAGUGUGAAGCCAAUCUUCUGCAGCUUUCUGGAACUGAGCCUGGUUAUCUAACGAGUGCAGAAUUUGCACUGGCUAUUGAAAAAAUAGCACCACUCUGCAAUACAAAAGUGAGUCAGGUCUUGGUUGAACAAUCCAUUGCUACCAAGCAAAGUGCUUCCAUUUCACUAUCAAGUGCUGCGCAAAUUACAGCAUACUUGAUUCUGCUACAGCAAGUACAUUUGCAUCAAGAACAUCUCCAGGCUAAAGCAGAACUCUCUUUGGAAUCGACCAGAGAACUUGUGCCAGAAAAUGGACAUCUCAUUACAAUGUCCAAGUUAAAACUCCUGGCCAAUAACAUUGCCAGGAUGAAGAAGAUAAAAUUGGCAACAAUCUGAUAAACUUUAACAGAAGGAGAACUGUGCAUUUGUCAUCAUUAACCGUGCAUCAGUUCACCAUUAACUUCAAGAAGGAAUAUUUUAAAAAUCAACACUUCCAGACUCCACUUGUGAAGCUGAGUGUGUAGUGAAAUUUAUAUAUCCAUUUAACACAUUAACCUUUAUUCCUCGUGAUGUAAACAGAGAUAGUUGUGUUGCACUCAUAUUUAGGUGUCAAAUUUACAUCUACUCUCUGUGCUUAGCAAGGACAGUUAUCUGCAUCAGACAAAUAUAGGUGACCCCCGUGUUACAGGAGGGUUGCGUUCCUACAAAAUGCUCUGAAUCCCAAGUUUUCCAUAACGUGAAGCCGCAUCAUCUGCGCACGUGUCAAGAAAAGUUGAAAAAAUAAUUUGUCUUUAUUUAUUUACUUUUUUUCCAAGUAAAUUUCAUAAGAGUGAAUUUUUAUUCCAUACCCCAGAUUUUUUGGUAAUGAUUGGUGAAUUCUGUAAGGGCGAAUUUCUGUUACUUGAACUGCUGUAACCCCGGGGUCGCCUGUACCGCUCACCAUUUGUUAUUACACAGGCACGGCUUUGAACAAGUUAAGUGUGCUUUUCAUUCUCAAUGUGCAAUCUUGAGAUUUAACCCUGGUGAAGAUUCCAGGAGCUUUAGUGCUAAAAUCUACUGGCAGAGUUGGAGUUUCAGUUGAAGUUUUUUUCAAGCCAAAGAACUCAGGAAUUCCAGUGUACCAACCAAAAGGUACCAACCAAAAUCCAAGUUCCAUUUACAAGAACUCAGUAAUAGCUCAGUUGUACCCAGAGCAGUAAUACCCAUAGUCAUGGAACACCAUAAUUCACAGCAGUAGAGAAUGGUCCCACUUAAAACUGGUAGAUUGUGUUAGGACUGAUAUACUGACAAGAAGCAGUGGAGACAGUGUAACAGGAGUGUAAACUCAAGUUUUCCAUUCCCUGCUGAUACUAGUAAACCUUGUCCUCCCAAUUGUUCCAUCAGAUUAGUGUCUGAUAGGCCAUGAAUGUUACCAUUGGCACUAGUAAACAGCGACACAUGAAUAUGUAACUGAUUAUUCUCUUAAUGUUUUGUGUAAUGGGUAAAUUUUCCAUAUUCAAUGAGACCAUUGUUCUUAAUUAUAUUUUAGUUACAAUUAUUUUAAUUACAUGUAAAAACAAAUGUAAUUUUAGUAACAUGAAAUCCUAUAUAUUUUUCUUCACCAAUCCUUGAUUUUAAGAAGCAUUAGCUGUAUAUAUCUUUCCUAUGAAG